Epinephelus fuscoguttatus (brown-marbled grouper) is the source of this 3302-nucleotide messenger RNA. RefSeq names its product kinesin family member 3A (gene kif3a). NCBI's taxonomy places the organism in Eukaryota, Metazoa, Chordata, Actinopteri, Perciformes, Serranidae. The transcript is spliced from 19 exons. Gene Ontology annotation, molecular function: microtubule binding; ATP binding; microtubule motor activity. Gene Ontology annotation, biological process: microtubule-based movement. The coding region runs from base 154 to 2367 and encodes 737 amino acids. The record is from RefSeq and is a predicted model, not a curated record.
CCUGACAACAAGCUAUCGGAUGUGAGCCUCUGAUGAUAUGGGCACUGCGCUGGCAUUUAAAUUCUUCGGAUAACCCAGACUCAAAUGAGCAAAGCCUUACAAACAUUUCAUUGUCAUUAUACGUAUACUUAAUCGUCUUUCUGCAUUCUCACUAUGCCGAGCAAUAAGCUUGAGAAACCUGACAAGCAGGAGGUCAAUGACAACGUGAAGGUGGUGGUGAGAUGUCGUCCCCUCAACCAGAAAGAGAAGAUGAUGGGCCACAAACAGGCCGUCGUUGUGGACGAGAUCCGUGGGACCAUAACAGUUAACAAACUGGAAACUCCACAUGAGCCUCCCAAGACAUUCACAUUUGACACUGUGUUUGGACCAGACAGCAAACAGCUGGAUGUCUACAACCUCACUGCCCGCCCCAUCAUUGACUCAGUAUUAGAGGGAUACAAUGGCACCAUUUUUGCAUAUGGGCAAACUGGCACAGGAAAAACAUUCACCAUGGAGGGUGUGAGAACAGUGCCAGAACUCAGAGGGAUAAUCCCAAACUCCUUUGCUCAUAUUUUUGGCCACAUUGCCAAGGCAGAGGGUGACACAAGGUUUUUGGUUCGUGUUUCGUACCUGGAGAUUUACAAUGAGGAAGUGCGAGACUUGUUGGGCAAGGACCAGAUGCAGAGGCUGGAGGUGAAAGAAAGACCAGAUGUUGGCGUGUAUAUCAAAGACCUCUCCGGUUACGUCGUGAACAAUGCUGACGACAUGGACCGGAUUAUGACGCUGGGACACAAAAACCGGUCUGUCGGUGCCACAAACAUGAAUGAACACAGCUCCCGUUCCCAUGCCAUCUUCACAAUCACCAUCGAGUGCAGCGAGAAGGGUGUGGAUGGAAACCAGCAUGUGCGCAUGGGAAAACUUCAUCUGGUCGAUCUUGCAGGCUCGGAGAGACAGGGCAAGACUGGAGCUACAGGUCAGCGUUUAAAGGAAGCAACAAAGAUCAAUCUGUCUCUCUCCACACUGGGUAACGUCAUCUCUGCCCUGGUGGACGGCAAGAGCACACACGUGCCCUACAGGAACUCUAAGCUGACGCGUCUGCUGCAGGAUUCACUCGGAGGAAACUCCAAGACCAUGAUGUGUGCAAAUAUAGGCCCUGCAGACUAUAACUAUGAUGAGACCAUCAGUACCCUGCGCUAUGCUAACAGGGCUAAAAACAUCAAGAACAAAGCCAGGAUCAACGAAGAUCCUAAGGAUGCCCUUUUGCGCCAGUUUCAGAAAGAGAUUGAGGAGCUAAAGAAGAAACUGGUGGAAGGUGAAGAAAUCUCUGGCUCAGAGGGCAGUGGGUCAGAAGAGAUGGAUGAAGCUGAUGAUGAAGGAGGGGAGGCAGGAGAAGGCCGCAGGAGAAGAAGAGACAGCAGCAGCAGCAGCAGCAGCAGCAAUAGCUCAGAAUUUGCCUGUUCCUCCUCAGUCCCUCCGCCCACUGAGGAUAAACCUCAGAAUAAAGAAAGAGGGAGGAAGAAGGUUUCCCCGGACAAGAUGGUGGAGAUGCAGGCAAAGAUUGAAGAGGAAAGAAAGGCCUUGGAGGCCAAGCUGGACAUGGAGGAGGAGGAGAGGAACAAGGCCAGAGCAGAGCUGGAGAAGAGGGAGAAGGACCUUCUUAAAGCUCAACAGGAGCAUCACCUCCUUCUGGAGAAAUUGUCAGCCUUAGAGAAGAAGGUGAUUGUGGGUGGGGUGGACCUCUUGGCCAAGGCUGAGGAGCAGGAGAAGCUCUUGCAGGAGUCCAACAACGAACUAGAAGAACGUCGCAGGAGAGCGGAGCAGCUGCGUAAAGAGCUGGAGGAGAAAGAGCAAGAACGUCUGGACAUAGAAGAGAAGUACACUAGUCUGCAGGAGGAGGCUCAAGGAAAGACCAAGAAGCUGAAGAAAGUAUGGACCAUGCUGAUGGCUGCCAAAUCAGAGAUGGCAGAUCUGCAGCAAGAACAUCACAGAGAGAUUGAGGGACUCCUGGAAAACAUUCGCCAGCUGAGUCGCGAGCUGCGGCUUCAGAUGCUCAUUAUAGACAACUUUAUUCCCCAGGAAUACCAGGAGAUGAUAGAGAAUUACGUGCACUGGAAUGAGGACAUUGGAGAAUGGCAGCUGAAAUGUGUGGCAUACACUGGCAACAAUAUGAGAAAACAGACCCCUGCUCCAGACAAAAAAGAAAAAGAUCCUUUUGAGGUGGAUCUGUCCCAUGUGUAUCUGGCCUACACAGAGGAGAGCAUGCGGCAGUCUCUGAUGAAACUAGAGAGACCCCGAACCUCUAAAAGUGGCAAGAGCGGUCGACCCAAGACGGGGCGAAGGAAAAGAUCUGCAAAGCCAGACGCUGUGAUCGAAUCCCUCCUGCAGUGAAGACAGCACAGAGGAGAGCUUGCUGUCACUGCAACUUACAUGUUACUUUAGGAAAGAGGUCAUUAGGCGAGAAUUUAUCGUUAAACAUUAUUUAAAAGAUUAUCUGAAUACACUGUAUAACUGGUAACGUUUUAAAUGUGAAUGAGCUGCACCUAUGACAGGAUCAAGACCUCUUGUCCACGGGGACCUGUUAUUUGUAAUAUAGUGACAGACCUCUCUGUGAGUGUCGAACAUUUUCAUGUCGCUCGGGAACGCGUUUCAGCGGCAGCAGCUUCUGUUUAAAUUAAGCUCUUUUACCUCUAACAUUAAGGAGGAACUCACCAUAAACACAUUUCACUUGCAACAUCACUGGUUUUGAAAAUGACCAACAAUCUGAAAGAAGAUGUUGAAAACAGAAUUGUGGACAUGAACUAUAAAGUGCAUUCGUUUCCUCUGAAACUUGUUGAGUGUAUUUUAACACACUAAGUGUUUUGUGAUUUCUGUAUGACUGAUUUCCUGUGAGACACUGAGUCUGAUUAAAGGGUCCGUGCUGAUAUGAAUACACUAUAAUUGAAUUCUAAUUGAAAUUAAAGCCAGUGAUUCUGCUCUGAGCACAAGCUGUAACCCUUAGUGCUUCUUCAUGUAUGAAACUGAAAAGUGCAUUUCAUAAUUUUUGCUGUAGGUCAGACACAUAGGGGCGUGCAUGCCAGCCGGCUUUUAUGUUAGUGCCAUUUGCUAAUCUGAGCAAGUUGUCUUUUUAUUCAAAUGUGAGAUCCCUUUGUGUUAUGUGGAAAUACACUAUACAUACUGUAUGCCUUAGUCUGAUGCACUAGUGUGAGGUUUUUGUGGAGAGAAUUUGAUUUCAUGAUCUGUAGUGGAGGCAAACUGACUUUUAUUUUGUAUCAUAAUGUAUGUCAAAUGUUUACGUCCACCAAACCCCCUGGAUAUUUUAUUUA